Menidia menidia (Atlantic silverside) is the source of this 1995-nucleotide messenger RNA. Lineage: Eukaryota; Metazoa; Chordata; Actinopteri; Atheriniformes; Atherinopsidae. The record is from the annotation of a GenBank genome assembly.
CUCAAACCAUUAGGCGCAUACCCCCUCCCUUGUCCGCUCUCUGCGGCUGUAGACGCUGUGGGUGAAACAACGACGCUAACACUGGAGCUAUAAAACUAACAACGGGGGCUCCCGUUUAAAGCGCCGCAGCAAGCUGACCAGCUAGCGCAGUGUCAUCACUUGCGACUGUCUCUGAAACAUCUAUCAGUUUCGGAGUGGUGCAAAUUGAUACUCUAAAAAAAACACUGCAGCCGCACAUCCACCAAGAAAAUCACCACUAAUCGAGACAAAAUGGUGCAAAAUAAGAUCACCGAAGUCAAAGGAUUCCACCGCUCUUUCAAGGGCCAAAAUCCCUUUGAAUCGGAGGACUUUACCAAGAAUGGAUCCCAUCUUAUUGAUUCAUCGUUCAAUUUUGAUUCUUCCCCAAGACAUGACAUGCCUUCCAGCCAGCCCAUUGACAUUCCCGAUGCCAAGAAGAGGAACAAGAAGAAAAAGCGUUGCCGGGCAACUGACAGUUUCUCUGGGAGAUUUGAAGAUGUCUACAGGCUUCAAGAAGAACUGUUGGGAGAGGGCGCUUAUGCUAGAGUCCAAACUUGCAUUAAUCUAAUCACAAACAAGGAGUAUGCUGUCAAGAUCAUUGAAAAAAGGCCAGGUCACAGCCGCAGCCGUGUCUUCAGAGAGGUUGAGAUGCUUUACCAGUGCCAGGGCCACAGGAACAUCCUGGAGCUUGUAGAGUUUUUUGAAGAGGAGGACAAAUUUUAUCUGGUGUUUGAAAAGCUUAGAGGAGGUUCUGUUCUGGCACAGAUUCACAAGAGACAGCACUUCAGUGAACAGGAAGCCAGUGUGGUUGUGCAUGACAUCGCCAGUGCCCUAGACUUUCUGCAUAACAAGGGAAUGGCACAUAGAGACCUGAAACCUGAAAACAUUCUCUGUGAAAGUUCAGACAAAGUUUCCCCGGUCAAAAUCUGUGACUUUGACUUGGGCAGUGGUAUCAAGCUGAACAGUGACAGCUCACCCAUCUCUACCCCAGAACUCCUCACUCCGUGUGGUUCAGCAGAGUACAUGGCUCCUGAGGUAGUUGAAGCCUUCAGUGAAGAGGCUACAAUUUAUGACAAGCGCUGUGACCUGUGGAGCCUUGGAGUAAUCCUCUACAUCAUGCUGAGUGGCUACCCACCGUUUGUUGGCCGCUGUGGUGGUGGCUGUGGAUGGGAAUUAGGAGAACCCUGCCACACCUGCCAGAACACCUUAUUUGAAAGUAUCCAAGAAGGAAAAUACGAGUUUCCAGAGAAGGACUGGGCUCACAUCUCCUCAAGUGCCAAAGACCUGAUAUCCAAACUUCUGGUUCGAGAUGCCAAAAAUCGCCUCAGUGCCAGCCAGGUGCUGCAGCACCCCUGGGUGCAAGGGGGUGCAUCUGACACUUUAUCAACAUCCAUAUUACACCAGAGAACCAGCAGUAAAAGGGAUCUGACAUUUUUUGCCGACAAGGCCAUGGCUGUAAACCGGCAGCUAGCUCAACAGGAUGACAUGGAAGAGCAACAGCAGCAGGAGGUCCCGUAUGUUGUCAAUGCUACUGGCUCGUCUGUGCGCCUCACUCCUCCUUCCAACUCCAAGCUGGCCCGGCGCAGGCAGCGAAACAGUCAGCCAAAAGGAGGACCCGUGUCUGCUGCAGAGCUACGUCAGCUCCUGGCCCCUCUCGUCAUCGUGGGAGACUGUGCCUGAACUUUAAACUGGAAUUCUGACCCUCGCUUAAGAUUAUGAUCCAGAUCAAAGAUUGCUCUGAGACUCUCCUUCUCAAUUUUGACCCCUCUCUCUAAUUCUAGCUGGCCUUGAUUCCUCUGCUAUUCAGGCUUUAAAGCCACUGUAAAGGGAGAUGCUGCUUACAGCCCUUUCUCUCAAUGCCUUCUGCUCUUAUCCAGCACUUCUGAAGCACAUCAACACAGGGCCUGCAGAUAAACACAAUGUGUACAUUCAGGUUUGGGAGGAUGGUGAAUUAAUGAUUUGGGAGAUGUUCAGGGU